UAAUUCUUACUCGAUUUGCCUACCAGAUCCAAAACACCUCCUUCUCAAGCUCACAGUUAGAUAAAAUCACUAAAUCUUACUCUAAUCUCAUUAAACACAAAGCUGGAUUUACUAGUAUCAUUCCAAGUUCAAUAUUAUUCUACAACCGAAUCUAUAGUCUAAAAACAACUCAAAAUAUGCAGCAAUUACAACAUAUCAACAACUUUAUCAAAAUUCUCAAUCACCCCUCCUUUGGCAUAUUUGUAUUAAAAAUACAGCUACAACAACUACAAAAUUCAGCUGCUACAAACCUCUUGAUACUCACUCAUCAACCUAUUUUUUCAAAACCAGAAAACAAAACAACUACCGCUCAAAUAGUACUUGAACUCCACAAACCUCAGUUAUAA
Molecule: messenger RNA, 386 nt
Organism: Ambispora leptoticha
Lineage: Eukaryota; Fungi; Glomeromycota; Glomeromycetes; Archaeosporales; Ambisporaceae
Source: the annotation of a GenBank genome assembly